Messenger RNA from Coniosporium apollinis CBS 100218, 4032 nucleotides. RefSeq lists its product as uncharacterized. The transcript has 3 exons. The record is from RefSeq and is a predicted model, not a curated record. Lineage: Eukaryota; Fungi; Ascomycota; Dothideomycetes. Bases 1 to 4032 code for a protein of 1343 amino acids. Gene Ontology annotation, molecular function: protein binding.
AUGGUAGAGCUAGAGAAGAGGAAUUCAGUCGUGGACUCUGUGCGCUCUGCGUACGAGAGUCCCACCUUCGACAAUGAUGUGUCUAUCCGUGUAAACGAAGCAAUUGGCUCGGCAUCAAUAUCCCCUAGUGGCCGAGAUGUCGUGCUCGCAUCCCGCGAAGGAUUGCAUAUCAUAGAUCUCGACUCGCCGUACUCGCCGCCUCGACACCUUCCACACAGAUCUCCUUGGGAGGUUGCCGAUGUACAAUGGUCGCCAUUUGCGGUACGGGACUACUGGAUCAUCAGCACCUCAAACCAGAAGGCUUUGGUAUGGAAUCUAGAGCUGUCCACCCCGCGGGCGCCGAUAGAAUUCAUCCUCCACGCACACGAUCGAGCAAUUACUGACAUCAACUUCUCCGCCCACCAUCCGGAUCUACUUGCAACGUGCGCCGUCGACAGCUUCGUUCAUUGCUGGGACCUCCGGGUACCGAUCAGGCCAGUGAUGACAUUUGCGGACUGGAACGCCGGAGCAACCCAAGUGAAGUGGAAUAGGCAAGACGAGCACAUUGUAGCAUCCUCGCACGACAAGUUCCUCCAGAUCUGGGACGAGAGGAAAGGCGCGUAUCCACUGAAGACUAUCGAAGCACAUGCGACCAAGAUCUACGGAGUGGACUGGAACAGGACAAGAGCGACUGGAGUUCUCACGUGUGGUCUCGACAAGACUAUCAAGUUCUGGGAUUACUCCAGGGAGGAUAAUUUGCCGGAGCGCGUGAUUGAGACCCCGUUUCCGGUAUGGCGGGCGAGGCACACGCCAUUCGGAUGGGGUGCUCUAGCUAUGCCGCAGCGCGAGAAUACGGAUCUGCAUAUGUACGAUCGGCGACUCAAAGAAGGGUCGAAGCAGGUCAAGAAGGUUGAGCCUGUGUAUUCCUUUGGAGGACACAAGGAUAAUGUCAAAGAGUUCUUGUGGAGAACUCGCGGCGGCCUCGAAGGCGGAGUCGACAAUCGGGAUUUCCAGCUCGUGUCGUGGGGAAAAGAUAGGGAGCUUCGGCUUCACAAGAUCGAUGCGGACGUUCUCAAGACUGUCGGUUACGAGAAGGGCCAGGAAGUUCGCCGGAAGCUGAAUCUCACACGAAUCGGUGCGGUCUACAAGUCAUUCCACCACGAUUAUCCACUGCGACGCGUCUCGAAGGAUUCAGCAGUUCUCGAUGAGCAACCGAGAGAACAGUUGACUGGGUUGUUCCAGGCUGCAGGAAUGACCAAAGCCCCUAUUCCGGCGCCUUACGGUUAUCAAAAGGCAGACAGCUUCAAAGCGAGGUCAACGGGCAUGCAGGUUCGAGUUGCCAGCAAGAGGGCCAUGAAUCCCAUCACUUGGAUGGAAGGCGUUAAGAUCGAGCGCGGUACUGGAACUGCUCGUAGGCCUGGCUCGAGGCCGUCGUUAAUACCUGCGGAGCAAGGCUGGACAUACGAAACGCCAGAAAGCCUAGGCGAUGAGAUCACGGGAGCUGGCAUCAAGUACAAGAAAGUGACCUUCGAGAAGAUUGAUGUGCCUGGCCGGACCGCAACAGUUGCUCUCAGCGGACCGUGGGGUGCUGACAGCAAGCCAGCAUUUCUCCGCAUCAACCUCAAGUUCCCCAAAGUUUAUCCCAGAGAUGCAACUCCCAGGUAUACAAUCGAAAAGACGUCUUCCGUCAUCUCCGAUGACACCUUGGCCAAGAUGCACAUGGAAGUCCAAUCCAUAGCAGACUACCAUAUGACGCGAAAACGAGGUUCUCUAGACGCCAUCAUUGGGUACAUGCUCGGCGAACGCGGUCUCGAAGAAAGCAUCAGUUGGCUUGGUGAUGAGAUUGACCUGGCCGACAUUGCUAGCUCCAGCGAUGAAGAAGAUGGUGUGGGCGCCGAUUUUGCCACCGUACGGUCGCAGGAUCUGGAGAUGAGCGGCACAGAUGUCAUUGGCACUAUCAAUGCUAACGCAAAUGUUCCCUUGCCUAAGGCGUGCGGAGCUGUGUGGGCGGACAAUGGGCGCUUGGUCUGCUUCUUCCCUCCGAAACCGGAGCCGAAACCUCUAUUCUCCCUCGUCAGUCUGAGAGGGAGUGACCGGAUAUCGAGGAGCCAGCGCCUCUUUGAAGGCUUUGGCCGCUUGAACGGCAGCUCCCUGGGUGGAGAACCCAUGUCGUUAAUCAACGGAAAGGAGAAUGCCAGCGAUUUGGACUCCUCAUCGUCCAGUUCCACCUCCAGUUCAGAGGACAUCAUCAACAUUCCAGGACGAUUUCAGCCUCCGGCUGCCUGGCGUGGCGAUAUGGUGAGGUUCCGCGGCACCUCACAGAACUCGAGCACGGGCCUUGGCAGUGGUCUGGGAAGCAAGAUCAACCCAGUAAAGCCGAAAUCGUACAUCUCAAUCCAUGACAUGACCGAUAUCCUGCCAUCCAAGCGAGCGCUAGCAGAAGAGUACGAGAUCUAUGGAGAUGGUCCAUUACUUUGCGAGCACAAUGCAGGCGUGGCAAGGGGAUACGGCUGCCACGAGUUGGCGGACAUCUGGGAGUUCUGCAAGCUUAUCUUGUCCAACGAGGUUCCACUGGAGAUUAUGCCACAGCAGCAUCGCAGAGAGCAAAUUCUCGUGCUGGCAAAGCGAGCCCUGGUACGCAUCAAGAGGAAAGACAGCGGCCUCGACCUUGCUUUCGAUGAAGCAGAAGCUGUGGCUAAUCCCAAGCUCAAAGGCCGCGUCAAAUGGGGCCACCAUCCCUUCGCUCAGUCUUGGUUCAUCCCCAAGCUGUUCGAGCAUUUCGAAAAGCUAGGUGAUGUCCAAAUGCUCGGUAUGCUGGCUUGCAUAUUCGCCGAACCUGCGGCCAAAGAGGCCGUCUCGAACGCAAUGGUUCGCCUUCAACAGCCGCACUUGCCCAUGUCAAUGCAAGCGCCAGCUUUUUCCCUAGACUACUUCCCAUCUCAGGAGAUUGCUUGGAGCCUCUUCCAGCCUAAACUCUCAGUCCCAUUAAGGUCGACACCAACGACAUCCGGCUCAUCCACCAAUGUAGGAGCACCAUCUGAGAAGCUCGAGAAAAGACUCGAUAUCUACGGCUCGGCCGGCUCAUCCAACGGACCUUGGGGCAGCGACACCGGCCCCAGCGACCCCGCAACCCCCCACUCCGACGGCAUCACGCCGCCCGUACUCUCACGCUCCAGCACCUACCGGGGCGGCGGGUCCGUGAGCUUCUCCUCCUCCCCCGAGCACCACCACGUCCGACGAUCCCAAUCCAACCUCGCCAACGCAUUCGCCUCCCUCUCCCGCCCCUUCUCCAUCACGGCCUCUUCUUCUCCGCCAACCCACACCAAGCGCACGACCGACGGCGACGUCUCGACCUCCGCGCCCACGAGCGGCAUCACGUGGGGCACGAAUACAGUCUACGCGAGCACCAACGACGCCGUGCAUGUCCCAUCCGGCAGUGGUCAUCGCCGCUCCACCAGCCGCGCGACCUCCAGGCGCGGCACCGCCAUCUUCCCUUCCAUGGCCGACAUGGCGUACGACACUAACCCCUCAACCCCCGACUCGGACGACGGCAUCCACGAGCAGCUCUCCGACGACGAGGGCGAUACGCCGCUCCUUGCGUCGUCGUCGCUGUCAAACAGCACCAACACGCUCGACGGACUAGGCGUGUCCAUAAAAAUCACGCUGCGGAACCAGGAUCGCUUCGAUGAUGAGGGGUGUGUUAGUGCGCCGUUGCUGGAUCUGGGGCUUGCGGCCAGGUAUAGGGGGUAUAGACAGGCGUAUGCGAAUUUGCUCGGCGUCUGGGGUCUGCCGAUCCAGAGCGCAGAGGUGAGGAAGUUUGAUGGGUUGCCGAGUUAUUGGGGACGGGUGGAGAGGGAUGGGGGGAUGGAGGAGGCGGUAGGAGGAAAGGGGGAGAGUUUGAUGGUGGGGUAUGAGGGUUUGGUGGUGGGGGAUGGACGAGAUGGAGCCGGGAGGGCGGGCAAAGAGUGUCGGGUUUGUUGGACCAGGGUCACGGGGUUACAUCUGGUGUGCGAGCUCUGCUUGGGUGUGGCUGUUAUUGCGUUUGAAGGUUAA